This is a messenger RNA of Salvelinus fontinalis (brook trout), 1067 nucleotides long. RefSeq names its product retinal cone rhodopsin-sensitive cGMP 3',5'-cyclic phosphodiesterase subunit gamma-like. Gene Ontology annotation, biological process: positive regulation of epidermal growth factor receptor signaling pathway; positive regulation of G protein-coupled receptor signaling pathway; visual perception. The record is from RefSeq and is a predicted model, not a curated record. Gene Ontology annotation, cellular component: photoreceptor outer segment membrane. The transcript has 3 exons. Gene Ontology annotation, molecular function: cGMP binding; 3',5'-cyclic-nucleotide phosphodiesterase activity. Lineage: Eukaryota; Metazoa; Chordata; Actinopteri; Salmoniformes; Salmonidae. The coding region runs from base 162 to 383 and encodes 73 amino acids.
CCUCUGGGACAGAGUGCGCGAGCGACAGAGCAAAGGUCAGAGGGGAUUAGGUCAGAGGUGUAUAAAAGGGGAGGACAGUCGGAGAGGAGGAAGAGAGAUACAGCAGGAUCUCAGUAGGAUCAACCCCGGAGAACUGUUCACUACAGACUGCAAAGACAGAAAUGGCAGACGUUGCAACUGCUGCUGAAAAGAAGGCCCCCCCUAAAUUCAAGCAGAGGACUACCCGUACCUUCAAGAGCAAGGCCCCCAAGCCUGGCCAGAAGGGAUUCGGUGACGACAUCCCCGGCAUGGAGGGUCUCGGCACAGACAUCACAGUGAUCUGCCCAUGGGAAGCAUUCGGUGACAUGGAACUCAGUGACCUGGCAAAAUAUGGAAUUGUUUAGAUGCCCUGCCCCUCCUUCCCUUCCCUCGACCACCCCCUCCACUUCUCUUUCCUUCACUCCCCCUCUCCUCCUCCUUUCUGGACCCUGAGGUCAGGGAUUCCGGUACUCUGAACUGAUUCUUGUUUUGUUAUGCCAUCUUGUCCAAGGCUCUUCCACUUCGACAUCAGCUCGUUGUUUCAGAGCCGGGCAUAAUCGGGUGCACCACCGACCCUGAGAGAAUUGGUGAAGUCACACAAACACACAGUGAUACUUGGGAAAUAUGCACACACAAGCUUUAAACUGAAGACACAUAUGACCGAAUCUCCUGCUGCCACUGUCCUCCUGUAGAAAUCUCACGUAAACGACCAGCUAAACAAUGUCCUAACAACUGAAGUCAAAUGGCACUCAAGUUAUAUGAAUAAGACAUGUAAUGUAUAAUAGUGAUGUGCAUUCGCUUUUUUGCAGACUGGUAGGUAAAUAAAUGGUCAUGUCAGUGAUGCUUACUUCGACACUAGUACAGUUUCACUGGUGCAUUUCCUGAGAAAGAAGCUGGACUAAAUUUACAAUGUUAUUAACUUGGGUUUGAUUAACCGUCAUUUAUAUCUCCACCAUAGUUGGUCUCCUCCCGCCUCCCUUUUUUCUCAACCUGCCCCCGCUCUCCUUGAAAGCACUUUUUAUACACAGAAAUAUAUUUUAUGUACAAAA